UGGCUCAAGCGCUGUUUUUUUUCAUAUUUCCAGCUAGCAAGCACGUUCAACUUUGACCAUCAACAGCGCAGAUCAAUAUCAAGGGGGCGUUGAUCACCCAAUGCGGUGUACGUUGAGGGCUCUCGUUUGUGUGCCAGGUGUUGACAUCAAAACUGUUGGUUAUUUCGUGAAGGUUCAGCUUUUGUAUUUAAUGACGGUGUUGCUGGUCCUCGGUUGUGUGAGUGUGAUCGGGAAGAUGUGCCAAACAUAUUUUUUUUGCCUCUCUUUUGAAGGAGACUUUUUACCGAGGCGAGCGGCGGUAUCGCUGUUGCUGGUUCCAUUACUGUGCUGGCUGACGCUGAUGUUCUUAGCCAGCUUGACAAUGUUAUACGAAGAUGUUCUUCGCAAACAUGUACUCGAGCGGACACGCAAAAUCACCGUUUUGAUUUACAUGUUUGUUUGGAGGCGUUGGAAGCCAUCAGCGCGAAUGAAGAAUGUAGUGGACCUGUUUGUCAUUGUGUCCUCAGUCGCAGCACCACUACUCUCGGCAGUCAUCCAUGUCGCAGUCACCCACUCUACCAUGCAAAACGGUAUGUUGACCACAUUUGUGGUCGGUUACAUCAGAGGCGGGUUCAUCUUGGCAGCGUUUCUUGUGUUCCUCAAUUUCCUCUGCGAGCUUCUCGUCGCAAGUAACGCUAAAGUGGGAACGGCGUUGACUAUGCUUGACGCCGUUCCAUCGGAUUGGAGCCUUGGUUCCUCAUUCUGGGAUGCGGGACAAGAAGAUUGGAGCAGCAUCGUUGCCAGCCAGGACAGCUGUAGUUCGCCAAACUUGUUUCGGGCUCUCUUCACAGCGAAACGUUCGAGGAAUCAGGUGCUAUUGGUUGUGCUGAUGGUCCUUGUGCUUACGUUGAAUGUGGCAUUGACGACCAUUCACAAAAACAGCACCAUUGGGCUGAUUUGCUUCUUGGUAAUAGCUGUGGCUCUGCUGCAGCUUGAACAGCUUGUCGUGGGUCGCGUAGUAACUGGGAUCUUCAAGCUAGUUGGGUACAGCAGUCUUUCCCUGUCAGCCAUUUUCUUUUUCGUGGCUUUGCAAACUCCAAUUGCAGCGGAUGGCGAGGGCACGCGGCUCACUGGGGGUAUGAAUUACACACCUGUGCAGAAACCGUCAGUAUAUCCAAUUUGCGUGGGACAAUGGGGUCAUCAUUCGUUCCCAGAAGAACAGCGGCUUACAGCACUAGAUUUGAGCAUUCUGGCGAGUGCAGUGUAUCACAAGAGCAACGAUUCAAUCGCGUCUAUUGUACAACAAGGCUUCGGAGACACCAGCCUUGCCGAUGCUCAGCUGGUAGACCUCGACGACUAUGAUAAGGUCGGGCGCAUGGGAGUCUUCAGGUUCCCAUCCAUCAAAGUGCAGGUUCUCUCUGUGAGAGGCACGCUUACGGAGCGCGACAUAUUGAAAGACCUCGACCUGUACACGAUGAGUUUUCUUUUAGAGCUUGUGGACACCAUCAUUCCCAUCAUUUUCUUUUUGAGUACCGAACAAAUUCAACAUGUGUUCUAUCUCUUGUCCGUGUACCAUUUUCUGGAGGAUCCCGUUUUGCAGAGAGUUUUCGAUAAACUACGCAGAAUCAAGGAGGAAGGCGACUCGCUGGGGUACGUGACUGUAGGGACAGGGCACUCGCUCGGCGGGGCCUUCGCUGUACUCGGGGCCGCUCGGCUGAACAUUCCCGCGGUUGUGUUCAGUUCCCCUGGCUAUGUCUACAUUGCAAAGGCCUUCGGCAUCGACCUCACGGUUGCGAAGACAAACGUUGUCAAUGUUCAGCCGGAAGGGGACGUCGUAGUAAAGAUCGAUUCGCAUGUGGGCGCAGUGCAGGAGAUCAUGUGCACAGAAUCUUCUCGUAGAUGCCAUGCUCUCAUUGUAUCCAUGUGUGAACUCUUACGGAAUUGCGGCGAUCCCCGUGGCCGUGUAGUUGCUAAAGUGGACGGUCCCGGUGCACUGGAAGAUUGGACGUGUAAAGUUGAUUGACUGAUCCUGGGAACCUCAAUAUUGAUUCAGCCAUGCAGCUGACUAACUCGUCGUAGUCUUGAGUCUCCAGGUUGCCUUCCCCGUGUGUGUGUGUGUGUGUUAGUGCCGUUCGCGAGCCGUCGUGCUUGAUUUUUCCUGCCUCCUGGCAGGCCGCUGGUGCGGCUCUCCCAGUGCCAGCUACCUCUCAUCCCUACAUCCCCCCCUAACGUGGAUUGCCCACCUGACGUAGUGCAGACCUCGGUGACGCCGAGCCCGGCCCGCGAGGAAUGGGCGUGACACCUGCAUUUCGGCGACGCGCUUGUCUCGGAAAAGAGGGUCUACGACGUUUCCACGAGAGCACAGGUGGGCGCCACAGACGCCGACACCGCCAGCCAACCCUUAAGAGUCCGCGAUGUGCUCAGGCUGGUUUCGCCUGAGACAUCCUGGGAGUCCCUGGCUCCGAGAAGCCCUGGCUUGAGGUGACCAGCGUUUUGUCGGUGCACGGUCGCUUCGGCCGUCGCCGCGAUCUCGAGCCGACAGAGGCCGUCGAGAUGUAGAUGUUUGGUUUUUGCUUUCGCGCUGCCCUGGGGCCUCGGGCUUGCCAGGCGGUCAGACGCUGGUGCGUGAGUUUUUGUUGUGCGUCUGCUUACGCCGUGCCCGGCCCGGCGCCCAGGUCUUGCCGGGCAGCCGUGCGCCUCUUACACCCGGUCACCCGGAAGAGAUGUGAGAUGAGGCCAAAACAACGCAUUCGCAUUUUACAGUGUACAUGGUGCCCUAAAACUAGUCAUUCUGUUCUAAGAUAUCGUCCAUAGUUUGGCUCGAGUUGCUUCAGUUGGCUCGCCGCCACCACACGGCAUGACCGUGUGGACAUCCUGCAGUUGUUGGGCUGGCUCGUGCCUGUCUUACGGCAGCUCUCGGAUAUCUUCAUCCGCGUUCUUCUAGCUGCCGACGGGAUGCAACUCUUUGCCUUGCCAGUUCCAUUCUAUUGGGACGGUCCUGUAGUUGAAUGGCUGGGGAGCUUAAUAAUUUGUCCUCUGCCCUGGGAGGAACCUGAGUCUCCCGCACUGCCGCUAUCCACCAACAGCCGGUAUUAUGUCUGCUCCUUUCCUUCUGGGCUGAUGUGUUCGCUUCUGCCAGUGGUCUCAGACAGUGUCCAUUGCUACUUGUAGUGUUGCAUUUUGCGAUCUGCCGGCCCACUGUGGUCUGGACUAGAUUUUGUGACCUCUGCUAGUGAGUUUAACUUGCCUUCUAGACCAAACGUGCGUUCGCGGUUCACUGCGUUCGCUCACGUUCUGCUAGUCUGUCCGCAUUCGUCCCCUCAGCUUUCCUCCUUCUUCUCUAACUUACCGCGCGGGAAA
Messenger RNA from Prorocentrum cordatum, 3339 nucleotides. The record is from the annotation of a GenBank genome assembly. Lineage: Eukaryota; Dinophyceae; Prorocentrales; Prorocentraceae.